CUCUGGACCCGAAACCGUCGACCAGUGAUAUUGAUGUGCUUUUCUACAUUUCUACAUUUUCCCGUCCUGUUUGAGCGUUGAGCUACAGCGACCGUAAUAAUGGAAGAGGUGGAAAAAAGACCGAAGUCUCAAUGCGGAGAAGGCAAACAAUUUGACCCACACUUCAAGGGGCCCAUUCACUACAGGGAAUGCACAGAUGUUCUCUGCUGUCUUCUUUUCAUUGUGGCCUUGGUGGGCUACUUAGCUGUGGGAAUCAUUGCCUGGUCCAAUGGCGAUCCCCGAAAAAUGCUGUAUCCCACAGACAGUGAUGGGAACUUCUGUGGGCAAGGUUCCAUGGUGGAUAAACCUUUCCUCUUUUACUUCAGUAUCUUGGAUUGUCUGAAUCCAAACGUGCUGGUUGAGUUCCAGUGUCCCACCCCACAGAUGUGUGUGGAAAAUUGUCCUACAAUGGCUAUGUGGCUGAACGACGCAAAAAACCAAGCACAAAAGAAUUAUUACAUGCAGUACUGCAAGGACUCGAAUAAACAGGUAAAAGUCCUUCCUAAAGACUCAUGCCCUCCUUUUCUCAUACCCAUGGUACCCUUCGCACGUCGCUGCCUUCCAGAGCUGUCAGGAAACACAACAAGCGUCAAAUUUAAAGAUCUUCUAGAUAAGCAGUUUGGUGAUGCAAUGAAAUAUCUGAACGCGUCAAAAAAUUCCAACUAUGUUGUUCAAGCUCAGUUUGUGGCCAUGCAAAUCCUUCAGGACUUCGCUCAGUCGUGGCACUGGAUAAUGGUGGCUCUUGUGAUAGCCAUGGUUGCCAGCUUUACCUUUGUCAUGCUGCUUCGCUUCCUGGCAGGCCUCAUGGUCUGGAUCAUGAUUGUUCUGGUGGUUGUAGUUAUCGGAUACUGUAUUAUCCAUUGUUACCAGCAGUUCAAAGGUUUUAAAGGAGAGAAUGGAGCAGAAGUGGCUGACCUGGACCUGCAUACCGACCCCCUUGUCUACCUUGAGAUCAGACAGACCUGGCUCGCCUUCAUGAUCAUUCUCAGCAUUUCGGAGGUCUUCAUCAUCCUGCUUCUUAUCUACCUCAGGAGGAGGAUCUUGGUUGCUGUCGCCCUCAUUAAAGAGGCCAGCAGAGCUGUUGGACAACUGACGUCAGCAUUAUUCUUCCCCUUGGUGACCUUUUCCCUCCUGUCAGUGAUCAUAGCUUACUGGGCAACCACUGCUGUUUUCUUGUCCACAUCCAAUGAGCAGGUGUACAAAUAUUUCUGCGCUGAUACGUCGCAGUGGCAGACUUGUGACCCUAAGAAUUUCAACAUCCCAGCUAAAUGUUCGAAGUGUGCCUUUGCCUUCUACGGCGGGGAGACAACCUACCACAAAUGUCUCAACUUCUUUCAGUUUUACAACCUCUUCCUCUUCCUCUGGUGUGCCAACUUUGUGGUGGCCCUGGGACAGGUCACCCUGGCUGGGGCCUUUGCCUCAUAUUAUUGGGCUUUCAACAAGCCCGACGACAUCCCCACCUUCCCCAUCAUCUCCUCCUUGAGUCGAGUCCUCAGGUAUCACAUGGGCUCCCUGGCGUUUGGUUCUAUGAUAUUGGCUGUGGUCCAGUUCAUCAGGAUUGUUCUGGAGUACAUGGAGCAGAGACUGCAAGGUACUGAAAACAAGGUGACUAAAUUCUUGCUGAGGUGCCUGAAAUGUUGCUUCUGGUGUCUGGAGAAAUGCUUCCGGUUCAUAAGCACAAAUGCAUACAUCAUGAUUGCCAUCUAUGGGAAAAAUUUCUGUUCAUCCGCCCAAGAUGCCUUCUUCCUUCUCAUGAGGAACUUCAUCAGGGUGGCUGUCUUGGGACGAGUGACUGAUUACCUUUUGUUUCUUGGAACACUGCUCAUUGUUGGAAUUGUGGGCAUCUUCUCUUUCUUCUUCUUUUCUGGAAAAAUGCAAUACGCCGAGUACAGGACUCCUUCUCUCAACUACUACUGGGUGCCAAUACUGACGGUUGUAGUUGGAUCCUAUCUCAUCACCAAAGGCUUCUUCAGUGUGUAUACUAUGUGUGUGGACACACUCUUCCUCUGCUUCUGUGAGGACUUGGAAAGAAACGACGGCUCGGCUGCAAGGCCUUACUACAUGUCGGUCGAGCUGCAUGAAAUCCUCUGCAAAACCAAGAGGUCGACGAGACGUGCAGAUGCUGUCGCCAAACCGGAGGAGGUGGUGGUGGAGCUGGAGGAGGGAAGUAAUCUUCAACAGCAACCGGGUGGAAUGAUUCAACUGAGGCAGCAGCCUUCGCUCAACCGGAUGAACACGGCUCUGCAGCCUCCGCAGGCCCAUGACGGAGAAACGGGGGGAGAAGACCAAAGAGCCAGCAGCGAAGGAGAGAAAGAAGGAGCAGAGUGGAAGGCAGUGGCAUGAGAGCAGCAGGAGAGCGUGGGAGAGGAACUUUGAGAAGAAAGAGAUUUUCAAGCCAAUAUGAAUAAUACCCAGCUUCUCAAGACCGAUACCAAUAACUUUAUACUGUAUAUACAUUCUUUUUUUUCCAUUUAGGUUUAUUUUGAAGACUUUUGCUAACCAAAUAUAAGGACAUCACUAUUAUUAACAAAAAAAAAAAAUGGUGGCGGCUCAGAAGUGCAAACCAUGGCUCCAAGGGGUUUACAAGCCGUCCGUCGACUGCCCCAGUCCCAGAUCACUUUAUCCCUCUGGGUUAAUAAGGUUCGAUGCGUUUAGUGCGAUGGUUUUUUUCACGCAUCGCGGAUUGUCGCCGAACAUUUGGUGCCACUGGCAGGCAAAAUAUUUCUCUGAAACUGAAGAAAUCUCACUCCACCAUUUGUUUCCAAGUGAGUUUGCACACAAACUCAGGCAGAUUCAUCACCUGACGUCAUAAUUCCUCAUAGAACUUUUGCAAUAUCACCAUCACUGAUACUUGUUGUCCAACGUACUACACAACAUCUCUCAAGUGGUAUUUGCGUUCGGAUCAACACGCAUUUUUUUUUCUUCCACUGUUUUUUUGCUUCCACAGAACCAUCAGGCGUGCCACUUUUGGAAGCAUGCUUCGAUUCCAGCAUUUUAUGACAAGUACAGUAAACCCCCGCUUUUAAUCGGAGUUAGUGUCAAUUCUCCCGUUCAAGAGACUCAACAUUUGCAAUAAAAGUAGUUCCAGCAUGUUCAAGCCCAACAUAUCCACACUUAUUUAACGUAAAGUGUGAGUAAAUACAGGCACCACUAAUUAAUGAGUACGUCAAUGAACAGAUGGAAUCAGUCCUGGUGUAGCCAAUGGUGUGUUCAAGCACUACCGAAGGAAAUGUAUGGAAUCAGUCGUGGUGUAGCCUACGGUGCGUUCAAGCACUACCGAAGGAAAUGUAUGGAAUCAGUCGUGGUGUAGCCUUCGGUGCGUUCAAGCACUACCGAAGGAAAUGUGAAAUGUCUAUGCUGGAUGAAAAAUUCGUAUAAAAAUUGCUGGCUUUCUAACAGUGGUACAUGUAUGCUGUUCAAUUUCCUUGUACUUAUGGUAAUAUAGUAUAAUAUUUGAUACAUUAUAAAUUGCCUACUUAUGGUGAAUAAGGUGUUUUUGGACAUAAGAAUGCUGUGUAUGGUGAACACAGCUAGUGAUUAAUUAUGUGCAAUUAUCUUGCAUGCACAGCAGGAAGCUGCAUCAGUCGUCGUCCCUCGCAGUACUGCGGUUCGAUUAUCGCUCUUUCGCUAUAUCGCAGGUUUUCAGAAAAUAAAUGAUGGCCAUUUUGGGUUAGACAUGGUCUAAUAAUGAAUAGAUAUUGAAAUACAAGUGAGACAUCAACCAGUAACUACAAAAAUAUUCAAUUUAAACACCGAAUCCUAUUAUAGCGGAAAGUCUUAAUGCGGUCGGGUCUGGAACAGAAGUUAUCAACGAGGGACAACUACAUUUAUUCGAGUUCAAACAAAUGUUGGUAAUUUCAAUCAAAUACAAGUUUUUAAAAGGCAUGAAAAUGUAUUUUUUGAUCGGAAAAAUAUUGAACUGAUCGAAUCAAACGAACCAUCAAUUUUUUUAAUUGCACCCCUAGAGUUUUGUGUGCAUAAUCCGCAAAUUUGUCCGCCCGUGAAUACUGAAUCUCGAAUAUGAGUAAGACAUAAAGGAACUCUUUGUAAAAUUGCCUUGCUGGACCAGCCUAAAUUUUACUUUUCAAUAAGGUGUGUGCUUUAUUUAAACCACAGUUGGCCUUAAGUCCUGGUUUGUCAGCAGUUUCGCCGAGGAUGUUACAUUACGGUCUUCAACGCAGAUAUGUGCUGUUUAAUAUGACAACGUGUUUAAAAUUGCUUUCAAAGGAUUUACCAAGGCAGUAGGAAAACAGAAAAAAACAAGUUUGAGCAUUGAACACAUUAGAUAGUGGAGAGUCAAAGAAAAACAGGAGAUACUGUACAUAACUCCAGGUUCAUACUGGUAGUGCUUUUAAUUUGCUCAUGUUUCUGUAUAGUUUUACACAAUACAUAAUAGGUAGGAAUGUCCCAUAUUGUUUUUUUUGCCGAUAUCCCGAUGUGUCAAUAUCAAUUUCCGAUUCUGUUACCAACUGAUACUGAUAUGUGUAACAUCACAUAACUCAUGUCGUAGAAGGACUUGACAGGACUGGGCUCAAUACCUUAUCUAUGUAUUUAUUAUGUAUUAUUGCACUGCAAAUUUGACGUGACCUGUUCCUAUUUUUCUUAAUCUCUCAUGGCUUGUCUUGGUUGUUUUAUUUUGUGAUUAAGUGAU
This is a messenger RNA of Dunckerocampus dactyliophorus (ringed pipefish), 4690 nucleotides long. RefSeq names its product choline transporter-like protein 2. NCBI's taxonomy places the organism in Eukaryota, Metazoa, Chordata, Actinopteri, Syngnathiformes, Syngnathidae. The transcript is spliced from 22 exons. Gene Ontology annotation, molecular function: choline transmembrane transporter activity. Gene Ontology annotation, cellular component: membrane. The record is from RefSeq and is a predicted model, not a curated record. Gene Ontology annotation, biological process: transmembrane transport; choline transport. The coding region runs from base 100 to 2382 and encodes 760 amino acids.